This is a messenger RNA of Dermacentor silvarum, 1029 nucleotides long. RefSeq lists its product as uncharacterized. Gene Ontology annotation, biological process: retrotransposition. NCBI's taxonomy places the organism in Eukaryota, Metazoa, Arthropoda, Arachnida, Ixodida, Ixodidae. Gene Ontology annotation, cellular component: ribonucleoprotein complex. The transcript has a single exon. Gene Ontology annotation, molecular function: single-stranded RNA binding. Bases 37 to 1029 code for a protein of 330 amino acids. The record is from RefSeq and is a predicted model, not a curated record.
UCCGCCUGUCCAACCGCGCCACCACCUCAAAACUGGAUGCUCGACCAAGUAUCGAGAGCCCUGCUGUCAUCGACAACCAUCGCAGAGCCAGCUAUAAAGGAACCACGGCCAUCGCCCGCGUUUUGUGGGCUUGGUGGCUGUGCCACAACACACACCAGUAACCCACUUCUGUUCAUCAUGCAGGUUUGUGAACCAGACUGCUUCUAUACUAAGAGAACUAGCAAUUACUUCUUGGUGCAGCUUCCGAGCCCGCAAUGCUGCUUUGAUAUUGCUUGUGAGUGUCUUAGUGUAAUUAGAUGUAUUUUGUUACAGUCGGGGGAUACUGAAACGAACCCUGGUCCUGAUACUGAUGCUGUGCUUGCCGAACUGAAAAAACUGUCCGCGGGCCAAACCACAAUAAUAGCCGAAAUGCAGGGCCUUAAAAGCCAAUGCACGGCUACAAGUGCUGCACUCGCCAACUUAAGCAAGAGGUUAGCGGAUCUAGAGGGUCAUUACCAGAAACUACUACCAAUGCAAAUCGAGAUACAGACUAUACGGGCGGAUACCGAGCAAACAGCAAGACUUGUUCACGCUCUGAAUGCCCGCGUUGACGAUGCAGAGAAUCGCUCAAGGCGAAACAAUCUUGUGUUUUACGGCCUUCCUGACACAGCAGCAUCAGAAACGUCGGCCGCGUCUGAAGAAAAAAUUUUACGUCUAUGCUCAGACCACCUGAACGUGCCACUUGAACCUCAAGAUAUAGAGCGAGCGCAUCGUGUUGGUCGCUAUUCUGCUAAUCGCCCGCGUCCACUAAUUGUUAGGUUUAAUCAUUAUAAGAAAAAAGAAAUGGUGCUCUCAAAUGGGCGCAAACUUAAGGGCACUGACCUCAGCAUGGGUGAAGAUUUCUCCCCAGCGGUUAGGAACGCCCGCAAGCAACUUGUUUCCUUUGCGAAAGCCAAAUCUGUGCCAUUUUCUUUGCGCUUUAAAACUCUUCUAAUUGGUUCUAAGCGCUACGUGUUUGAUGACGCAUCGCAAACAGUGAAAGAAAUAUAG